GUCCCACUCUCCUCCUCUUCCUCUCUCCUCCCUCCGGACGCCAGGCUCCUCCGCACCCCCUCCCCUGGGAGCCCCGACGGCUUGGCCACGACCCCACCCCCACUUGGCCCCCAGCUUUUUCACUUUUGUUUUCUCCUUUCUUUGCCCUCCAUCUUCUCACUCUUUCCCUCUGUCUUUAUCCUCAGCUCCUGUGCCUAUCUCUGUGUCCCACCUCUCCCCCCUCUACUUCCUCUCCCCCCACCCCCAGUUUCACCUCUGGGCCUCUGGAGCCUCUCUUUCCUGUUCUCUGGCCCCAGCACUCCCCACCCUCACCUCAGCGCGACCAUGGCCACCAUCCCAGACUGGAAGCUACAGCUGCUAGCCCGCCGACGGCAGGAGGAGGCAGCCCUUCGUGGCCGGGAGAAGGCAGAGCGGGAGCGUCUGUCCCAGAUGCCAGCCUGGAAGCGGGGACUCCUGGAGCGUCGCCGAGCCAAGCUUGGUCUGUCUCCUGGAGAACCUAGCCCUGCACCUGGGACUACAGAGGCUGGACCUCCAGACUCAGAUGAGUCGGCUGUCCUCCUGGAGGCCAUUGGGCCAGUGCACCAGAACCGAUUCAUUCGGCAGGAGCGCCAGCAACAGCAGCGGAAUGAAGAGUUACUUGCAGAGAGAAGGCCUGGGCCUUUGGAGGCCCGAGAUCGGAGACCCAGCCCUGGGGAGAUGCGGGAUCAGAGCCCCAAGGGAAGAGAGUCAAAAGAAGAGUGGCUCAGUCCCAGGGAGGCCAGAGAGAGGAGGCUGGGGAUAGGGGGAGCCCGAGAGUUGAGCCCCAGGCCUUUAGAGGCUUGGGACUGGAGGCAGAGCCCUGGAGAGGCUGGAGACAGGAGCUCCAGACUGUCAGAGGCCCGGAAAUGGAGGCUGAGCCCCGGAGAAACUCCAGAGUGGAGUCUGAGACUGGCAGAGCCUGGAGAACAAAGCCCCAGGAGAAAAGAGGUGGUGGAAAGUAGACUGAGCCCUGCAGAGUCUGACAACCAGAAGUUGGGGCUGACAGAGUCGCAUAAAUGGAGGCCUGACUCUGGAGAGUCUCAGGAACAGAGUUUGGUACAACUGGAGGCAUCAGAGUGGAGGCUGAGCUCAGAAGAAGAAAGAAAAGACUGUUCGGAGGAAUGCGGGAGAAAAGAAGAGAGACCAGUUCCAAGGCUGGCCUCAGAAGAGAUUACAGAGCUGUCAGAGACCCUGACAAGGGAGGCUCCAGACAGCAGCUCCAGAGAAGUGGAGGCAGGAGAGCAAAGGCCCACCCCUGUGGAGGAUGCUGAGAGGGGCCCGAGGCUGACAGAAGGAUGGAGAUGGACCCUGAACUCUGGAAAGGCUCGAGAAUGGACACCCAGGGACACAGAGGCUCAGACUCAGAAACCAGUCCCCCCAGAGUCUGCUGAGAAGUAUUUGGGGUCUCUUGGUACUGAGGCUGGAGAAGGGGAGGCUGAGAAGGAGAAGGCGGGGGCUCAGGGCAGGCCUCUGAGAACCCUGCAGAACUACAGCUCUGUGCCCUCCCCCUUCCCACCAGAGGACGCUGGGACUGGAGGCUCUAGAAGGCAGGAAGAGGAAGCAGUGGAUCUCCGGCCCCCACCAGCAGCCCCUCUGUCUCCCCCACCCCCAGCCCCACCUGCCCCCCAGCCCCCUGGGGAUCCCCUCAUGAGCCGUCUGUUCUACGGGGUGAAGGCAGGGCCAGGGGUGGGGGCCCCUCGCCGCAGUGGACACACCUUCACAGUCAACCCCCGGCGGUCCGUACCCCCUGCAGCCCCCACCACUCCUGCCACCCCAGCCACAGCUGAUGCGGCAGUCCCUGGAGCUGGGAAGAAGCGGUACCCGACUGCCGAGGAGAUCUUGGUUCUGGGGGGCUACCUCCGCCUCAGCCGCAGCUGCCUUGUCAAGGGGUCCCCUGAAAGGCACCACAAACAGCUCAAGAUCUCCUUCAGCGAGACAGCAUUGGAGACCACGUACCAAUACCCCUCCGAGAGUUCGGUGCUGGAGGAGCUGGGCCCGGAGCCUGAGACUCCCAGUGCUUCCAGCCCCCCAGCGGCACAACCCGACGACGAGGAGGAUGAGGAAGAGCUGCUGCUGCUCCAGCGGGAGCUCCAGGGCGGGCUGCGCACCAAGGCCCUCAUCGUGGAUGAGUCCUGUCGGAGGUGACCUCCUUUCAACAUAGAGUCUAUACCCUGGUUUCCCGGAACUGAAGAUCCUGGAGCCCAGAAGACUGAGAAUAGAGAGACCCUGAAAAUGAGCUUGGCAGGGAAGGGCAACUGACAUCUUCCAACUUGCUUUCCUCAUCCUGUUUUUGGGGGCAGAGCUAGUCUCCCAGUUUCCACCCUCACCAAAGGUCCCUGGUUUGAGUGUGUCAGACAUGCUGAUGGCAUCCUAGAUGAUUCAAACGUGAGCAUCAAGUCCUGAGGAGGAUCACAGCACUCACUGGGGCUGGAGGUGGAGUACCUCCUCCACCUCCAUGGGUGGGUUACCCUCUCCCUUCAGCUUCCUUGACUCCCAACCAUUCCCUGGGGGCUCUUAGGAUUUAAGCACUCCUCUGGGCAGCCUGCCCCCACUCCAUUUACAAGCCCCUCUCCUUCCUAUUCUGUAGGCCACUGCCCUUUUGUUUAUACCUCCUGCCUCCUCUCUUGACCACCAGCCUGGUUUACAAACGCCAUUAGCUCCCAGCCCCACCUGUCAAAGUCCCAGGUUUACAACGACACCUACUUGUUGAGUCCAUUUGGAACCCUAUCUCUUGUCCCUGGCGCUUGCCUCAUUGGGGGUGUGGCUUCCUCCACUUUUGCUCAGUAUUACUGUACCUCAGUUUUCCCCAAGAAGGAAGGUUGGGGAUCUUAGACCUGUACCCCCCAUCUAAUUAUUUAAUUCUGUUCCUUCCAGUGGUCCACAACUGAAUUGAAUUGCAAGGGUGAGGGGCGACUAAUAAGGCACCUCUUCCCCAUUUCUCCUUCCUUAUCAACUGCCUGUUUUGUUUGUUUUUUAAGUUUUCCUUAAUAAAAUGGAGUUCUCUCCAA
Neogale vison (American mink) is the source of this 3026-nucleotide messenger RNA. It is a transcript of the gene PPP1R18, whose product is annotated as protein phosphatase 1 regulatory subunit 18. The record is from RefSeq and is a predicted model, not a curated record. Bases 325 to 2163 code for a protein of 612 amino acids. The transcript has 4 exons. NCBI's taxonomy places the organism in Eukaryota, Metazoa, Chordata, Mammalia, Carnivora, Mustelidae. Gene Ontology annotation, molecular function: phosphatase binding.